UCUAAGUUCCGCCUAAGGUAGGCGGAUAUUCCCCCAAGACCUGAGCUUCCGCCAUUACUUCCCUCCUUAUUUUUCCCUUUCUUUUUUCCUUUAUCGGCUACUCUGUCCGUCCUUAUAUUCUAUCCGUCUCUUCUCUGUCAUUUUCUUUCAAGAUUAUUGACCAGAAUCCUCGCUGUUUAUUUGAAGGAUGGAGACAUGAUUGGUUUUAGGAAUCGACAAGAGUGAGAGACAGCUAUUGCAUAAAAUGGAUGCUCUCACAGUCACAGGUACGUGGGUGGCUUUCUGUGGAAAGUAUGUUUGUUCCAAUCAAGCUGGAGAUGCCUGUGGGUUCAGCGGAGUAUUCUACUCUUCUACUUGCAUGAAUCACAUACUGGUUAUCGCUGUCAACGUGCUCAUAUUUGUGUCCUUCUUGCUCCAUUUUGUUUGCAAAGCUUCAAGGAGAGCUGAUCGGGUUCGACCGCUCUUUAAGCUCUCCUCGCCUCUUCAAGUAUCAUCUGCUUUGCUUGAUGGUUGCUUGGGAUUGGUUUAUCUAGGCCUCGGGUUGUGGAUGCUGGAAGAGAAUUUGAGGAUGGGAAUGGGCUUUUACCCUCUGCAUUCGUGGUUAAUGGUGUUAUCACAGGGCUUUGUUAUGGUGGUUGCCGGUUUGGUGGCGAGCAGCGGAACCGUACUGCUUGGGGAGGCCUUCCUUAAGAUUUGGUCGGGAAGUAUGACAAUGUUUGCUGGAUUUAUUUGUAUUUCUUCUGUUCUGGAUAUCCGGCUAGCAAAUAAAUUGUCUGUGAAGGUCUUUUUGGAUGUUCUAUCUUUACCAGGAGCUAUUCUUUUGCUGAUUUUUGCCUUUAAGGGAUCCAGAGAUGUUGAGGAUUGCGAGACUGUAGAUGGCUCUCAAUAUAUGCCUUUGAAUGGAGCGUCCGACGAUAAUGCAAUCGAGUCAGAUGAGAAGUUGACUCCUUUUGCAAGUGCUGGAUUUCUCAGUAGAAUGACCUUCUGGUGGCUGAAUCCCUUGAUGAAGAGUGGUUACGAGAAUCCACUAGACGAGAAUGAUAUACCUCAGCUUGGUGAGGUUGAUCAAGCGGGGAGCUGUCACUCUCUGUUUUUGGAGCAAUUGAACAGACAAAAACAGGGCAAACAAACUGCUUCUCCAUCCAUAUUUUGGGCUAUAGUUUCUUGUCAUCAAAAAGAAAUCUUUGUCUCUGGUUUUUUUGCAUUGCUAAAAGUUCUCACCUUGUCUUCUGGUCCGGUGCUUCUAAAUGCCUUCAUCAAAGUAUCAUCAGGGGAAGCGGCUUUCAAAUAUGAAGGAUAUGUGUUGGCCCUGGGAUUAUUUCUUGCAAAAUGCCUAGAAUCCUUAUCACAAAGGCAGUGGUACUUCCGCACCAGAAGGUUAGGAUUACAAGUGAGGUCUUUGCUAUCAGCAGCAAUUUAUCGGAAGCAACUGAAGUUGUCAAAUUCGGCAAAACUGAUCCACUCUUCUGGGGAGAUCAUGAACUAUGUAACAGUAGAUGCCUAUAGGAUAGGGGAGUUCCCGUUUUGGUUUCAUCAAACUUGGACAACAAGCCUCCAACUUUGCAUUUCCCUAGGAAUUCUUUAUCAUGCUGUUGGUCUUGCAACAAUCUCGGCUUUGGUUGUAAUUGUAGUCACUGUGAUCUGCAAUGCUCCACUGGCCAAGCUGCAGCAUAAAUUUCAGACAAGGCUUAUGGAAGCUCAGGAUGCGAGGUUAAAGGCUUUGUCAGAAGCUCUGGUGAAUAUGAAAGUGCUUAAGCUCUAUGCUUGGGAAACACAUUUCAAGAGAGCUAUAGAAGGGUUGAGGGAAGUGGAAUGCAAAUGGUUGAAGGCAUUUCAGCUUCGGAGAGCAUACAAUAGCUGUCUCUUUUGGUCAUCCCCUGUACUUGUUUCGGCUGCUAGUUUUUUAACAUGCUAUCUUCUUGACAUUCCUCUUUAUGCAAGCAAUGUUUUUACCUUUGUAGCGACAUUGCGUCUUGUUCAAGAUCCAGUAAGGCAAAUACCUGAUGUAAUUGGAGUUGUCAUUCAAGCGAAGGUUGCCUUUGCACGAAUUGUCAAAUUUCUGGAUGCACGUGAGCUGCAGGCUGAUGAAGUUAGAAGGAUGUACGCUGCAGAUAUCAAGCAGCCGAUAAUUAUCAAAUCCUGCAGCUUUUCUUGGGAUGAGAAUACGUUGAAGCCCACAUUGAGGAACGUAAACUUAGAGGUUAAAGCUGGGGACAAGGUGGCAAUUUGUGGUGAGGUUGGCUCAGGAAAAUCAACUCUUUUGGCAGCAAUUCUAGGAGAGGUUGCAAAGACUGAGGGCAUGAUUCAAGUGUCUGGGAAACUUGCUUAUGUUUCUCAGAUGGCAUGGAUUCAAACAGGAACUGUACAAGACAAUAUUUUAUUUGGAUCUGUUAUGGAUAAGCAAAGAUACCAGGAAACACUUGAAAAGUGUUCUUUAGUAAAAGACCUUGAGAUGUUGCCCUUUGGGGAUCUUACUGAAAUAGGAGAAAGAGGGGUAAAUCUCAGCGGUGGCCAGAAGCAGCGCAUUCAACUGGCCCGUGCGCUGUAUCAAGAUGCAGAUAUAUAUCUCCUGGAUGAUCCUUUCAGUGCUGUUGAUGCCCAUACUGCUGCCAGCCUAUUCAAUGAAUAUGUCAUGGGAGCUCUCUCAGAAAAGACAGUUCUACUAGUGACUCACCAAGUGGAUUUCCUUCCAGUGUUCGAUUCUGUUUUGUUAAUGUCCGAUGGGAAAGUUUUGCAUGCUGCUCCUUAUCAUGAACUAUUGGCUUCUAGCAAAGAAUUUGAAGACCUUGUCAAUGUAAAUAAAGAAACUGUCGGUCCUGAAAGGCUUGGCAAUAUUGUUUCUCAUAGAAGAAGUGAGACAUCUACAAGAGAGAUCAACAGUUUGAAUAGCUCUAAACAGCUGAAGAAAGAAAUACAAUCAGGAGCAGACCAAUUGAUUAAGAAAGAGGAGAGAGAAGUGGGUGAUACAGGGCUAAAACCUUAUAAACAAUAUCUGAACCAAAACAAGGGCUACUUAUAUGCCUCGCUAGCAGCUCUUUCUCAUUUAAUAUUUGUAGCUGGGCAGAUUUCACAGAACUCAUGGAUGGCAGCUAAUGUUGAUAAUCCUCAAGUUAGCAUGUUGCAAUUGAUUAUAGUGUACGUGGCAAUUGGGUGCGGCACAUUCAUCUUCUUGUUAGCAAGAUCUAUUUUGGUAGUUGUUCUGGGUCUCCAGUCAUCAAGAUCAUUAUUUUCUCAGUUACUUAGUUCACUAUUUCGUGCACCAAUGUCAUUUUUUGAUUCCACUCCUCUAGGAAGGAUACUGAGUCGGGUUUCUUCAGAUUUAAGCAUCGUGGACCUUGAUGUUCCAUUUAGCUUAAUCUUUAGCAUCAAUGCUACCUUGAAUGCAUAUAGCAUUAUCGGGGUACUAGCUGUUGUUACAUGGCAAGUCUUAUUUGUUGCCAUACCAAUGGUCUAUUUGGCCAUCCGGUUGCAGAGCUACUACAUGGCUUCCGCGAAAGAGUUGAUGCGGAUAAAUGGCACCACAAAAUCUCUUGUAGCAAAUCAUCUGGCUGAGUCUGUAGCAGGAACAAUAACAAUCAGGGCUUUUGGGGAGGAAGAUCGCUUCUUUGCUAAAAAUUUGAUGCUGGUUGACAAAAAUGCAAGCCCCUUCUUCCACAAUUUUGCAGCAAGUGAGUGGUUGAUUCAACGGUUAGAAACUAUGAGUGCUGCAAUUCUUUCUUCAUCAGCUCUUGUCAUGGCUCUGCUUCCUCCAGGAACUUUUGGCUCUGGUUUUAUUGGAAUGGCACUGUCUUAUGGUCUAUCAUUGAACACGUCCCUCGUUCUCUCAAUUCAAAAUCAGUGCACUCUUGCAAAUCAGGUAAUCUCUGUAGAAAGGCUAAAUCAAUACAUGCAUGUUUCCAGUGAGGCCCCGGAAGUUGUUGAGAGCAACCGGCCAGCACCUGAUUGGCCAGCUGUUGGUAGAGUAGAACUACAAGAUUUGAAGAUCAGAUACAGGCCAGAUGCUCCCCUUGUACUUCAUGGAAUAAGUUGUACAUUUGAAGGAGGGCACAAGAUUGGGAUUGUUGGCCGGACUGGAAGUGGAAAGACCACUCUAAUUGGUGCACUGUUCCGUCUUGUGGAACCAGCAGGAGGAAAAAUUGUCAUAGAUGGCCUAGAUAUUGUCACAAUCGGGCUCCACGAUCUGAGGUCUCGCUUUGGCAUCAUUCCACAAGACCCAACCCUUUUCCAUGGUUCUGUCAGAUACAAUUUGGAUCCUUUCGGGCAAUAUACAGAUAAACAGAUAUGGGAGGUUCUUGACAAAUGUCAGCUUCGGGAAGCAGUUCAAGAGAAAGAACAGGGUUUGGAUUCCCUAGUUGUUGAAGACGGAUCAAAUUGGAGCAUGGGGCAACGGCAGUUAUUUUGCUUGGGACGUGCACUUUUGAAGAGAAGUUGUAUUCUAGUGCUUGAUGAAGCCACAGCAUCUAUUGACAAUGCCACAGAUGCGAUCAUCCAGAAGACAAUCAGAACAGAAUUUGCAGAUUCCACGGUCAUUACAGUUGCUCAUCGGAUCCCGACCGUAAUGGACUCCACAAAGGUGCUUGCUAUUAGUGAUGGGAAGUUGGUGGAGUAUGAUGAACCCGUGAAACUGAUGAAAACUGAGGAAUCUCUAUUCGGGAAUCUUGUCAAGGAGUACUGGUCACAUGCUGUAGGUGCUGAUGUCCGGUCCUCUAAUUCACUUUGAGAUGUUUAUUGUUUUGUUUUUCCAGCCUUUCAGUUUGGAAUAUUUCCUCGGGUCACAUACAAAGAGGCAACAAAGCCAUACAAAAAGGCAACAAAGCCGUAUGAGGUUCCGUUCUGCAUGAAAAGUAAGGAUGCAUCUGGUCUGCUGGUUUGAAGGCAUAUAGAGCUCAUUCAAUUGAUCACAAGGCGGAUUUGAGAUUGUAAAAGGAAAAUAAUGUGCAUUCGUAUGUGAAGAACUUAUUAUCUUGUAUUGCUGUCGCAUUGCUCUGAUGUUCUCAUGAAGUGCUCACAAAUUGUACAUUCAGAGAGGUGAGAGGCUGAGAUUUUGCUCACAAAAAAAAAUUGCAAGGUGAGAGGAUGAUGUCUAUUUUUGCACAUUGUGGAUUAGGAUUCCUUGUCCAAGUUGGGGAAAAAGAAAUUGUGGGUCAAUUGCUGAAGCUUACAAAUUAAACACCGAGCAAAAAGGAGAUACUCAGCAGAGUUUUCGGCUUCAAUGACAAGUAUAUUCUAUGGGUGCUUGUCGUUCCACACUACUGUUAACAGUGUCAUGAAUAUUUUUUUUUGCAUCUCUUCGGAGACAUCCGAUAGAAUCUCUCUAUUGGAAAGAAUAUUUCCCUGUUAAAAAAAUCAAAAAUUUAGCUUGUAAACUGGGAUUGGUGCCCUGAGCCCCAAAAACUCACGAGCUCAUGUUUUUUGUAUCCUGUAUUAGUAUUGAUGUUCAGACAAGGUUAUCUUUCCUUUGGUUUUGCCA
Messenger RNA from Elaeis guineensis (African oil palm), 5470 nucleotides. Its product is annotated as ABC transporter C family member 10. NCBI's taxonomy places the organism in Eukaryota, Viridiplantae, Streptophyta, Magnoliopsida, Arecales, Arecaceae. Gene Ontology annotation, molecular function: ABC-type transporter activity; ATP hydrolysis activity; ATP binding. The record is from RefSeq and is a predicted model, not a curated record. Gene Ontology annotation, cellular component: membrane. Gene Ontology annotation, biological process: transmembrane transport.